UCAGGACUAUCUCAGCAGUCAGUGGACUGGAAUGAAUUGAGUCGGUGCAGAGAGAGCACCGGCUAGCAUCGCAGUAAUGUUGUAGACUGGGAGGAUAGUGUGGACACUUGUAAUCGGGGAGAGGUAUUGCCAAAGCAUGCUCCCUCCACCGCGGAUGACUGCUAUGUGCCUCUGCCUUGUAUUUCUCCUUCGGAUACCAAUGAAUGAAGCCUGGAAACAAAGCAAACCUCGCCUAAAGUUCUCGUACAAAGACCUGCUGAUGAACGACAGUUGUAUCCCAUUUCACGGAUCAGCCGAAAGUUCAAGUUUCCAGUCUUUAUUAAUAGACGAAGAGAGGGGCAGACUACUGGUCGGAGCGAAGGAUCUGAUUUAUGUCUUGAGUCUGGAAAAUCUGAACAAGGAACCUGAAAAGAUUUAUUGGCCUGCAACUAAAGACAGAGUGGAACUCUGCAAACAAACUGGCAAAAAGGAAGCGGAGUGUGCAAACUUUGUCCGACUGUUGCACAUCUUCAACAAGACCCACGUUUACGCUUGUGGAACGGGAGCCUUCAACCCAGCCUGUGGACGUCUCCAGCUCAGCCCCCCUGCACAGGAGCUCUCGUUGUCGUUUGACCUCAAGAGUCUGGAAUCUGGAAAGCUGAAGUGCCCUUAUGACCCCAACCAACCUUUCACAUCACUUCUCAUUGACGAACAUCUCUAUGCUGGGACUUCUUCUGACUUCCUUGGGAGAGACACGGCUCUGUUUCGCUCCCCCAUCCAUCGCCUGGAGAAUCAGCAUAUCCGCACGGAACACAACCAGCCGCUCUGGUUAAGUGAUGCCAAGUUUAUCGGGAUGUACCUCAUUGCUGACACCUCUGAUGACGACGAGGAUAAAAUCUAUGUGUUUUUACGAGAGACAGCUGUGGACACAGCUGGCACUGAGAGAGCCAUCUACUCCAGAGUGGCCCGAGUCUGUAAGAAAGACAUGGGAGGCCAGAGGAGUUUGAUCAACAAGUGGACCACCUUUCUGAAAGCCCGUCUGAUCUGUUCUGUGCCUGGGCUCGAUGGUUAUCAGACACACUUCGACGAACUGCAGGAUGUUUAUCUGUUCAACACCAUCGACAAACUGCCUGUGUUUUAUGGAAUCUUCACAUCCUCCAGUUCUGUUUUCAGUGGCUCUGCAGUUUGUGUGUACAGCCUAGCUGACAUUCAAGCUGCAUUUAAUGGACCUUUCACACAUCAGGACAGCCCUGACCACCACUGGAUGGAAUACCAGGGGAAGAUUCCUUACCCCAGACCUGGUACGUGUCCCAGUAAAGCAUUUGACGCCACAAUUGAGUCGACCAAGGAUUUUUCAGAUGAUGUCAUCAGCUUCAUUAAGAGCCACCCAUUGAUGUACAAGGCUGUGUACCCCAUAAACAAGAGCCCGGUUUUUAUCCAAGUGAACGCUGGUUACAGAAUCACCCAGCUUGUGGUUGACCGGGUCAAGGCCAAGGAUAGACACUAUGCAGUUCUAUUCUUGGGCACAGAUGUUGGGACAGUAAUAAAAGCUUUGUGUAUUACCAAGGACAAUUUGAAUGCAGAAGGAAUUGUAUUGGAAGAAUUGCAAGUGUUUGAGGCGUCAACUCCAGUGUUGACAAUGGAACUUUCUUCAAAGCAGAAGCAGAUUUACAUUGGGUCGAAGGAUGGUGUCGUGCAGCUGGCUCUGCAGAGGUGUGGUGCAUAUGGAGCAACUUGCUCUGAAUGUUGCCUUGCCAGAGAUCCCUACUGUGCAUGGAAUGGAACUGCCUGUUGCCAAUAUGUGCCAGCACUGAGAAGACAAACCCGACGUCAAGAUGUAAAGACAGGAGAUCCAACAAUGCAGUGUUGGGAUCAAGAGGACUAUGCAACCAAGGUGCUGGCUGAGAAGAAGUUGAUUUUUGGCGUUCAGCGCAACUCCACUUUCCUGGAGUGCAGUCCCAGGUCACAACAAACGUCGGUGGUUUGGUCGGUUCAGCGAUCGUUCGAUAGUCAGCAGGAGGAGAUAAAAUAUAGUUCCAGAAUCAUCAAAACCAGGCUGGGGCUUCUCCUCCGUGAUUUGCGGGGGGACGAUGCUGGGAUUUACUACUGCCGAGCCGUAGAGAACACCUUCACCCAAGUCAUUACCAAGUUUCACCUCAAUGUCAUUCUGAGUGACUUCAUGGCCACCCCGCCAAAACCGAAAUCGCACAGCGACGGAAAGGGCAAAGACACCAGGAACAGGACAAGGAUACGUUACAAGGACUUCCUGCAGCUUCUGAAUCAACCGGACAUCACUGUGAGCGAAUAUUGCCAGCAAGUGUGGCGUACAGGGAAACGUGGACAAAGUAGCAAGACUGCGGCCAAAUGGAGAAAAGCACAGGAGUUCAAACGGUAUUAGAGGGCGGAGAGAUACCGGAUGCUUUGUGGUCCUUUUUCAUGGAGAUACAACAGUGCCCGUAUAACUGUCACUGUAUCAAAGAAAUGUAUACACACUCUAGCAUCGUGUGGAAUGGACACACAAGGAACUGAGGGUGCCUGUAAUCGAGCCGUAGUGUCCAUGGCUCUAUGACUAUAUAUAUUUCCAUUACUCCGUGACUCACUCUGUGACUCUAUGACUCUAUCCAGUCAUAAAAUUGGAAGGUUUCCUGUGCAUGUUUCAUUGAAUAAUCUUCAGGGUUUCAGGUCAGGACCCUUCUCCCCAGAGAUGCUACCUGACCUACUGAGUUCCUCCGACACGUUGUGGCAUGGUGUGAACUUCAACAAGUGUCCCAGGAUGAUGUAUUAACACACAGGUUGAAAAAUGUAGUAAGAGAUAUUAUAUUGUGUGGCCUCCAUUUAAGAGGAUUAUGUUUCUUAAAGGAAAAUUGCUAUGAAAGGAAAUAUUAAGAUGUAGGCAAUUUUAUAAUGUAGCUUGGGAAUUAAAUUUUUGAAGACUUCUCAAACCUCUUGAGUCUUCUGGUAAAUGGAUCUCAUUGUGCAAUAUGUAAUGAAGUCCAUUUUGGUCUAUUAAUCUUAGAACGCAUGGUGUUUGAAAACUAUGUUCCAUCUGCGCUACAAAUAACAUUUCUAAUGUACGAUUUGACAGAAUGGAAAUGAACAGAAUGCAUUGCCAGUGGCAAAAAAUAU
Messenger RNA from Amblyraja radiata (thorny skate), 3105 nucleotides. RefSeq names its product semaphorin-3D-like. Gene Ontology annotation, biological process: positive regulation of cell migration; neural crest cell migration; axon guidance. Gene Ontology annotation, molecular function: semaphorin receptor binding; chemorepellent activity. Bases 137 to 2377 code for a protein of 746 amino acids. NCBI's taxonomy places the organism in Eukaryota, Metazoa, Chordata, Chondrichthyes, Rajiformes, Rajidae. The record is from RefSeq and is a predicted model, not a curated record. The transcript is spliced from 17 exons. Gene Ontology annotation, cellular component: plasma membrane.